Molecule: messenger RNA, 4315 nt
Organism: Babesia bovis T2Bo
Lineage: Eukaryota; Apicomplexa; Aconoidasida; Piroplasmida; Babesiidae
Exons: 3
Coding region: 1-4236 (1411 amino acids)
Source: RefSeq, a predicted model, not a curated record
AUGAAGGAGAAACCUCCAUAUAACGGAAAUGUUCGACAUGAACGCUUGUGGACACCAGUAGAUCCAUCAGGGUUUUUGAGAAUAUGCUGUGUUGUAUGCGAAAAUGAUAUUCAUUCUCAGUUGGUGCUUAAUGGCAACUCCGGAGCAUCAGUAUGUAUAUCAUGUAAUGCAGGAAAUGCGCCACGUCGUAAUCUAGAUGUAGUUUCUACUGGAGAAACUCUACAAUUCAGCAAAGGAGCAGUUGGUAUUUGUAAACGAAUUGUUGAUGCAGAAGUUAUCGGACAUACCCAAUCCCAGCGAGGUAAUAGGAAAACUGAUGUCAGAGUUAUACAAGCAGAAGAUACCAGCGCUAGUGCAAAUAGCGGAGAUAAGGAUGCUUCAACAAUUGACCAUGCCCUUUCAAAUGGUUCUACUAAUGGCUUCCAGGAAAAAACGUCUGAGCUAGGUAUUAAAAAAACGGGGACGCAUCCUGACCUAGCCAAACUGCAAUAUUGGGAUGGCAGGAAAUAUGUAAUGCCCUCUGUUGGAAAUAACUAUGGAGACGUCUUGUGGAAUGAACAUUACGGAAAAGAUACAUCGCACCAACACAUUCACGAGCCGCCCCUUAUUGGCAAUAUAGCUGAGCAACUUAAAAAGUUACCACUUAAGCGCAAUGAUUGCGAUGUUUGCAGGAGAACCUCUAAGUUGGAAUCGGACUGUGCGUCGGGUAGACGCAUUAUCGAUAACAAUGCUCCAUGUAUACAUUCCUUGGGACUUAAACACGCACCCAUGCCUUUGGGACUAACGUCUGAUAUUGAUAUAAAAGGAGAUGGUAUACAUAGAUCAUAUUACUCACAAAAAUCUGAAUACAAUCCGGAUUGUGUUAAUAUGGAUUAUAUACCUAGGAGGCAGACGACGUACGAGAACGUUAGCUUAUAUGACGGACAUCCAGAAAUCGACGAAUUGUUAACGUACCGUCAUGAAGAGGUACACGGUGAAGCCUAUAUGCUAUGCUCGAGUCCGCGAUACAAUGUUGAGAGGCUGAAGGAUUCUGCUUUGCCAGGUGCCGUGCGCCUCGAAGAACUUGACACAGCACUCCUGCAUCAUGUUGCUUCUAGGGUGCCCACAAAACCGGGAUCUGCUGUAGAUGUCGUUUCGGCUGUUAAUGAAGUAACCAAAUUACAAAAGGCAGAUUAUGAAGGGCAGUUUGGAUUCGAUAAAUGCGUUUCAAUGACCGGUAAGGUCGUUGACCCAUAUGCGUCAAAGACACAACUAUGGCAAUGCCCCGAGGAGUUUAAAAUCCCAGGUUAUAGAAAUGCUGAUACACCAAGAAUCACUAUUAAAUCGACAACAAGGGACUCUGUAGAUGAUGCAUUCGCUGAUGAGACUACGAGUACACUAAAAUCAUACACGUUGAGUAUAGAUGAGCUUUACGAUGUACAUGGACUUGACAAGCGUAGUGAAAUGCUGUAUAAAGAACAACAUGAAGAAGAGUAUUAUGACACAGAUAUGUCAUUGGAUGAAUUAAUAGCUAAAUAUGUGGUUCUGCGUAAAAAGCCAGAUUGCCCACCUACUAUAUUGAGAACCUUGAAGCAUCUAAUUUGUUUGAAAAUGGGUAAGGAUAAGCUUUAUAUAAGAAACAAAACUGCAAUCUCUACAUCAACUGAUAGUGGCAUGCCGGUCGAUGGAAUGAUGCGGAUUACCCUACGAAAAAUAUUAGACACAGUACAGGUGCUACAUCCAGUGGAUGGCACAGAUGUAGAUGAACCUCGUAGAACUCUUAUUGAGGAUGAUGAUGCAAGUGUAUACACCUAUUCUAGCGUAUCGUUAUCGAGUUAUUUCAGCGUACAUGAAGAUGUACAUAUACCUGCUGAUGAUAGGACACUUGCUAAAACUUGGGAGUUAAACUACCAUGAUGAUGUUGUUGAGUAUUACGGAGUUGUGACGGUAAUAGACGAAAAUAUGUCCCAGAUAAUACCGAAUAAUUGCGCAACAGUAUAUUGUGAAUUGGUGGGAGAUAAAAUAUCAGUUUACAACCUCAGAGGAUCGUUUGUAUCAGCUGCUGGAGCAGUGGAUAAGGAACCAAUAUUAACAGUACAUAUCGAUGCAUCGUUCACAUGCACGCCGCCUAAACGUAAAAAUAAAUCCACUGAAGCAAUGCUGCGGCUUAAUGGACUUAACUAUACCCUAAGGGGUGUAAAUUCAUCAGAGACAACUUCAGAAGAUGCGGGCAUUUUUAUAAAACUAGUAGCAGAAGAUAUAGAUAUAUCCAAGUGGUGGGCAGCUAUUACAUCAAGGCAAAAAUUAAAAUCCUAUAUUGAUUUGUUGGAAAACGAACAUAAAUUACACUUAUACAGUAGCAACCUCGAUUUGAUACAUUACCCCAAUCUACGAAAAGUUGAUCUUUCUGGAUUAGAGUUCAAUAGUCAUCUGGAGAAGUCCAUUUUGAAAUCAUAUAUUAACUCACCUUUGAUCAUAUUGGACGUAUCGCAUAGGCUAUUAAAGGACGACGACUUAGCGGACUUUUGCAACAUAUGGGAUUGCUUCAUUCAUACACUUAUAUUAUCGCACAAUGCAUUGCAUUUAGCCAAUAAUAUGGAUCAAUUCGUACAGUUUAUAAACAAGACAAAGGUGCAACGGCUCUACCUAGACGGUAAUGAAUUGUCAUCUGAUGGCAUUUUGAAAUUGCCCGGUUUAUUCACCAGUGGGCACCUAAAAUAUUUGAGUUUGCGGCAAUGUACACUACAUGACAGUAUACAGCAGGCGUUAUCAUCAAUCAAUAAGAUUCUUACAGUGGCAGACAGAGUGAUUGUUGAUGUGAGGGAAGUUGAGGCAUCAGAUUCAACGUUGCACUAUUUAAUGAAGCACCCAUUCAGCAGACUGAGGGUGGCAACGUCGGAUGCUCACUUGCUCUUCCCCGAAUACAAAUUAGAGAAUUUCAUGGAUGUACACAGCAAAGAAGCCAUACAUAGCCUGGGAGCAUUAUACUGCGGAAGACUUAUAUCAGCUAGAGAGGGUCUAUUGAAAAUACCGUUCCGAAGACUAAGAGAGCUAUGUCGACCACGAGAUAAGCAAUACGUCUUGGCAAAGAAACACGCGUUCUUUGAAUAUAGACCGCCCUACCUCGUAAUGUAUACACUAUCGAAGAAAAAGAAAAGUAAAGGCAAACCCCAACCAGGAUCAAUUGCAUUUAUCGUCUUCGUUACAUCAUGCAGUAUAGCACAUAUGAAUGAUCUCAGGUGGUUACACGUUAUAGGAAAUAAACCAAGGCUUGUGAAUGCAACAUGGUAUAAGAAAAACAAAGAUGAAAUCCCCAAUGACACAGAGUCUAACCAUGAAGUACGUAUGUUAGUAAGAGCCUAUUCGGAUGCUGCAACAAAAAGAUGGUUCGAAGUUAUUAGUCGUACCAUUGCUGGUAUUGUUUAUGUUAAACAUCUCAGGAAGCAUUACGGGUGUUUUAUAUCGAAGCAUAUACUUUCAUUUUGUAGCAGAUAUGACGCCUCGCAUCUUGUACUAUAUGACUUACCUUACGAUAAGGAGUUAUGGAUAAAGUUUUUUGCUAGUCUUAACUCACAGUCAAUGUUACGAGUAAUGGAUUUUUGUAACAAGAAGUUAACUGCACAACAACUGACGUUUGAUCAAUAUCUGUUUGCAGGAUUAAACCUAGAUAGGUUAGAUUUCUCCUUCAACGAGAUCAAUUUAACCGAUGCUUCACCGCUUGUGUUUAAUGCACUGCUGCCGUUGGUAGUUUGCAGUGUAUAUAAUAUAAGUGAUAACCCCCUGGGAGAUUGCAGAAUGUCUGCUGAUUUAUUCAUUAAUGUUUGCUUAAAGGGGAAAGCAGUGAAAGUCUGCAUGAACAGAUGCCAAUUGGGAGAUCGAUUUUUAAAAGCUGUGAUUAAUGCGAUACAUGAGCCAAAGGAAUCAAAAUCUAUACCGCACUUGGAAAUCUUGGAAUUGGAAGGUAACAAUUUCAGCAAUAAAAUCUUACAGGAUUUUGUAACUGUAGCCAACGAAUUCUUCCCAUCGUUAGUCACCAUCAGAAUACAUGGAUCCAUUGCAACACCAGGACUCACAGAAGAGCAGCUUAACGAACACAAUAUCUUCACAAUGGAUCCAUGCUCGAAUACCGAACCUGCACAUGGCAGCUUUACUAGAAUCAAACACGUUAAGAAGGAAAAGAGAACCACCCGGGAAGUUAUCAACAAACUACUCGAAUUAGGAGUGGAAGAAGCAAUUGCUAAACGCUAUGGCGUUUAACCUUCACAGGAAUAAUAUCGUCAUUCCAUUUUAACUAAUAAACGUUUGAUGGUUAAGAACACCCUUGAUAGCUUAACCU